UGAAAUGAAAACUGCUGCCGCCUACAGGCUAAAAUCAAAGUAGCAGGUUCAGAGUUUUGAUUGUGUUUUCAGCGUGUUUGUGCUGUUUGCCUCCACGCCCCAGUGUCAGCGCCUCCCAGACUGCGUUUUAACUUAUAAACAUGUCUACAAUCAGAGAGCGAGCUGCAGCUUUGAACCUUGCAGAGAAACUGUGUGUGCGUCCUCAAGCUCCUGGAGUGGCCAUCAAACCAGCGCAGGCUUCCUCCAUCUGGAGCAGUCUCAUCUCACACCUCAGGUCCACUGUGAUGGUAAAGCGCCGACUGGUCCACCUCAGGUCCCACAACGACUGUUUCCUCGGUUCAGAGGCUGUGGAUGUUCUGGCAGGACACAUUACUAAUGCUAAAGGCUUUGAGGGUGCCAGUGUCUCCCGAGACAAAGUGGUGUGUGUGUGCCAGGCUCUUCUGGAGUGCGGUGUGUUUGAGGGCGUGGGAACAAAAAUGUUCAGUAAAAACAAGAAGCAGGGUGCGUUUGAGGACAGCAGGAGCGCUCUGUACAGGUUUGUAGGUGCGUGUUCACCUGCCGCUGAGGAGUUGGAACAACACAUUCUUGUGAAUGGGAUCCAAAGGUUGUUUUGCAGCUCUGCUCCAGACAGUGACAUGUCCGUCCCUGCUAGAGUGUUAGAGACAUCUGUGAAGACCUGCCAGCUCGAAUCUCGUUUCACAGCUAAGGUGACGUCAGAGUGUCGUGUGGACAGUCCCAGCAGAGAGCUGACAGACUCAGCUCUACCACAGUCAUUGGUUAAUGAGGUGUGGCAGGAGCAGACCCUGCUCAGGCUGUUAAACCUUGUGGAGCUCCCUCUGCUGGAAGGAGUGCUCCAGUGCAACCAGAACCCAACCUCUCCAACUCCAGCCAACCAGGUGGCUCAUGAUAACCCUGACCUGAUCUACAGCAGCAACCACCUGGACAGACAGGUCCUCAAGGCCUUCAGGGACUCCCAGGAAGAUGAGUGGCUUUCUGCAGCUCUGGACUGUUUGGACUUCCUCCCUGACCAGUUGGUGGUGGAGCUGAGCAGAGAGCUGCCUCACUGUUGCCCUCCAGAGAAGGAAAGCUGUGAGCGAGAACCACCGGACGGUUGCGCCAUUCAGGAUGGAGGUCUACCCCAGUGGAAGCUGCUGCUGUACGGGACCCUGGUCAAACACUACAGCAACACCAACAGGCCUCCUCUGCUGCCACAGAACAUGACGGACGUCUAUACGGCCAUCACAGACCUGCUGGUGAACGCCAAGUUGGAUAAGGCUCUGGUGGCUCUGCAGCUGUGUCUGAAGCUGCUGCCUCCAAACAGAAGAGAAGAGCUGCGCAGGUUGCUGACAUUCAUGUCUUCAGCAGCUGAACCACAGGCGGUAAAGGUGGACAAGGAGAUAGAGAACAGACUCGCCGUUAAGAAGUCAUUCUCCAAGGCAGUACUACACAGCAAGACUCUCCCAAAGGAAAAGGAGGAUCUAAUGCUGGUCUUUAUGCUCAGCAACAUAAAGGAAAUCUUUAAGAUCCCCGGGUCUCUGCACAAAGUCAUCAGUGAGAAGCUGGCCGGACUUGCUCAGGGCAUGGAGCCUGGCGUUGCUGGCUCUUCUCUGCAGGUCUCCAACAAGGUUUAUGCCGAGUCUGCCAAGAAGAAUACAGACCAGGAAUUAUGGGUUCUGCUGAACAACAUUAACCUGGAUACCAAGAUGUCAGCAAAGGAGAGAAAACGUCUCCUCAGGCAGUUUUACUUGGCCCACCCAGAGAUAUUUAACCAGUACUUUGGUGACUCUGCUGCCGCUGAGCUGUAGAACGUCACAGUUCUGGACCGUUUUGGUUCUCCACUGAUCAGCCUCUGGAGAGAUACUGUAAACUAGGAAGGUGUACUAAGGGAUGAUGUGUUUUACACAUUUGGGUUCAGAUGUUCAGAGUACAACGUUUAAUUUGACGGAGCUUUAAGAUUUCUAAACAGGACAUUGUGGUUCUGAACCGGCAGUAAAACAUUUGAUUUUUGAAUUGGUCAAAUGUAAGAUGCUGCUUUGUUGAACUUCUUAUCCCAGCCUCCUUGGUCCUUUCAGUUCUCCUUUAACUGUGGCAUUUUUGGGACAGUAUGUACUAUAUCUGAAUGUAAAUACUUGAACAUUAUGCUUCCUAUUGUUCCAUAUUUGUUUAUUUGCUUUAUUUUCUAAGCUAAUUAAAUAAACUUUGCUCAUUUGCAAAAAAAACAAACAAACGGAAAA
Girardinichthys multiradiatus is the source of this 2234-nucleotide messenger RNA. Its product is annotated as DEP domain-containing protein 7-like. Gene Ontology annotation, biological process: intracellular signal transduction. The record is from RefSeq and is a predicted model, not a curated record. The transcript has 12 exons. The coding region runs from base 141 to 1805 and encodes 554 amino acids. NCBI's taxonomy places the organism in Eukaryota, Metazoa, Chordata, Actinopteri, Cyprinodontiformes, Goodeidae.